Molecule: messenger RNA, 1218 nt
Organism: Engraulis encrasicolus (European anchovy)
Lineage: Eukaryota; Metazoa; Chordata; Actinopteri; Clupeiformes; Engraulidae
Product: proteinase-activated receptor 4-like
Exons: 2
Coding region: 1-1218 (405 amino acids)
Biological process (GO): phospholipase C-activating G protein-coupled receptor signaling pathway; blood coagulation; thrombin-activated receptor signaling pathway
Cellular component (GO): plasma membrane
Molecular function (GO): thrombin-activated receptor activity
Source: RefSeq, a predicted model, not a curated record
AUGAUGUCUCUGUUGGAUUCAAGUCCACCACUGGAUAUGGACAAUGAGACAAUUCAGUCUAUCAAUGAGAUCCAGUUGGAUAAUGACACCGUGUUGGAGACAUGGACAUUCUCCUUGGACACCUUCAUUAUAGACUACUCAGACAUGAUGUCCCCUGGAGAGAAAGAGCAGCUCAUGUCUACCAGCACGACCGCGUUGCUGCCCAGCCUGUACCUGGUGGCCUUGGUGGUGGGUCUGCCGUCCAGCCUGCUGGCCCUCUGGGUGCUGCUGUUCCGCACCAAGAAGCAGCCCUCCACCAUCCUGCUCAUCAACCUGACCACCUGUGACCUGUUGUUGCUGGCUGUGCUGCCCUUCCGCAUCGCCUACCACUUCCAGGGCAACAACUGGACACUGGGUGAGCCCUUCUGUCGCCUGGUGAUGGCGCUCUUCUACGGGAACAUGUAUGGCUCCAUAAUGUGCCUGGCACUGAUCGCAUUUGACCGAUAUUUGGCUGUGGUUUAUCCGAUGGUUGGGUUGACUAUCCGCAGUCAUGGCCUGUCUAUGUGUAUGAGCGUGGCUGUGUGGAUCGUGGUGCUCACUGCUAUGGCACCUCUGUUAGCAACGCAGCAGACGUACCACAUCAACAACCUCAAUGUUACUACUUGCCAUGAUGCACAACACUUGGAAACACAGCGCAACUUCUUCCUGCCCUACUUUGCCAGUCUUUUUAGCAUUUGCUUUGUGCUGCCACUGCUGGUGGUGAUGGUCUGCAAUGGCUGCGUCAUCUGCACACUGGUUAGAGCUGGCAAGUGCUAUAGGCACGCCAUUUUUGUCACUGUGCUGGUGAUGGUGGUUUGUGUGGUGUGUCUGCUUCCCAGCAAUGUCCUGCUAAUCGUGCACAACCUCCAGUGGCUAGCAGAGAAAGAAGACUUCUUUGUGGACUCUGAAAACUUAGACAGUCUCUACAAGCCCUACCUGCUGUCUCUGGCUCUCAGCACCUUCAACAGCAGCCUGGACCCCUUCAUUUUCUACUACGUGUCUGAAGACUUCCGCGAGAAGGUACGCCAGGCCCUGUGCUGCAAGGAACCACUCAAGCCUGUCAUCUCCAGCCAGCAGGACAGAGACACGUCCACCAUGUCCUAUCAGUCUAAGGUGCCCACCUCUGCUGACCAUCUGUCCACCUCUGGUCAAGUGUCGGUGACUACCGACACCCCUUGCUCGAAUGGAGAGGUAGUGUAG